This is a messenger RNA of Oryza sativa Japonica Group (Japanese rice), 1168 nucleotides long. RefSeq lists its product as uncharacterized. NCBI's taxonomy places the organism in Eukaryota, Viridiplantae, Streptophyta, Magnoliopsida, Poales, Poaceae. The record is from RefSeq and is a predicted model, not a curated record.
UUUCUACCUGAAUCUCUCAGCUGUCAUGUUCCAAUCCUGUACAGAUUAUCACAUAGAGUCCUACCAUCAUAAAAUUCUCUAGGGUCCUACCAUCAUAAAAAAAUCAGGUAAAAAACAUCGGUUUCGGUGUGCUGUAAAAACCAAGGUGGACAAAGUUGGCAGGAAGCAAGUUGGAAGUCCUUGUCAUGAGUCAUGACACUGAAUAUAUAACUAGGUUCUUUUAAUCCAAUAAUGAUACAAGAGUUAGAAAGGGAAUUUGUCACCAAUUAUGUGUCAAUUUAAUAGCCAUGCAAUUGUACCUUAAUCUAUGCAGCUUAACCAAUGAUUUAUGUUGCAGGGACUUCAUUGACCUAACUUCCCCUCUUUAAAAUGAUAUCCACCACCCACUAAUGGCCAUUUUCAUGACAUCCACUCCCAUGGUUAUUACUUAUUAGUAUUGUUCCUGUUUGCAACAGGCCAUCAUCCAUGGAUUCCUUGAGGUGCUACUCACCUCACACAAUCCUGAUUCCGAAGACGAUUCGGUCCAGGAAUCUGAUCAGAGCCUCCAUGGAUAGCAGCUUCUCAGGUCCUGAAUCCAAGAAGGCUCCCAACUCUGUCAGCUUCACCAGCAAGGUCAACAAGGUCUAUGAAGACAAGAGCAUGGGCAUCCUCUGCUACACCGACGAGAGCGGCGAGCUGAUCUGCGAGGGCUUCGACGAGGGCCCAAGGCUCACCUGGCAAGACAUGGAGAAGAUCAACAGGGAGAAGGAACUGAAGGCUGAAGAAGAUCGUCGGGAGAGGAUGAUGCGGAUCGGCGUCGCGGGGAUCGACUGGAGCAGCCUGCGGACCGCUGUCAGCAAGCCUGUCAGUGUGGGGGAAGAACUGAAGAAGUAAACAAGCUGACAAGCUUAGUGCAGUAGGUUAUUUUCUGAAAUGUUUCAGAUCUUGUAGAAACAAGUUAUGCUUGUUUGUGUGUAUAUAGAGUAUGUAGAUCGAUCUCCAUUGCUGCUGCUUUCUCUGGAAUAAGGAUUAUGCUGUGUUUAGGUAGGAUUAGGAGGAGACAAAGAGGGGCGUGAUGCUGAUCUAGCUGGUCAGCUCCUGGCUUCCAAUUGAUAAAGAGAUCAUGUAAUAUAUUCUGCUUGGAUGAUCGUUCAGCUUAAUGUUAGUUCCAACUUCCAAGUUGAUCAGA